Molecule: messenger RNA, 636 nt
Organism: Colletotrichum truncatum
Lineage: Eukaryota; Fungi; Ascomycota; Sordariomycetes; Glomerellales; Glomerellaceae
Source: RefSeq, a predicted model, not a curated record
AUGGCUAGGGAAAAGACUUCCAUUCCGCAUAAAAUCGCAAACUCGAACCAAAACAUGGGAGGCAGUAGCCAACGCAGUUCGGACGGCGGAAAGUCCAAGUUAGCCGGAGGCCGUAAAGAGAAGAAGAGAUCGAAUUCCAACUCAUCAUCCUCCUCGUCACAUGGUAGCCACCGCGAAAAGAAGAAGAGAGAUAUCGGUUCAUCCAACAGAAACCCAGAUAGCGAGCAGUUGUCCUCGCAGUCUCCUGGCACUAGCCUGGAUCCACUGGAUGACGGUUCUGAGGAUUCAGAGGCAGGGAGUCAUGUUCCCCAUGUUGACGACAAGACUCGCUUAGCCGAACAAAGAGAGAGUCGGCGCUUGAAGGCGAGAUACGCCCGCAAUCAUCCAGGUGUUGGAUACCCGGAUCAAUAUCCAAACCACGCCGCCAUGGCGAUUCAGACUAUAGAUAACGCGGGUAUUCCUGGAUACAACGAAACUCUGUCCACCUUACCGGUUUAUUACAACCCGGUACUCAAUAUUGAGGGCGUAGACAAUGCCGAAGUCGACGACUAUGGGAACGGCUACCCUCAAGUGGAUACCGAUAACAACAGCUACGCAUGCGGCUACUCAGCCCACAAGAGCUAUUGGCGUAGUUAG